Cydia splendana is the source of this 5715-nucleotide messenger RNA. Its product is annotated as solute carrier family 35 member F5. The record is from RefSeq and is a predicted model, not a curated record. Gene Ontology annotation, cellular component: membrane. The transcript is spliced from 11 exons. Lineage: Eukaryota; Metazoa; Arthropoda; Insecta; Lepidoptera; Tortricidae. The coding region runs from base 280 to 1650 and encodes 456 amino acids.
GAUUUUGACAGUUAGUGCAUUAUUAUAUUGCUUACAAAAUUUUGCGAUUCCUUGAUUUGCUGCAAUUUUGUAUUUAAUAGGUGUUUAUGUCAGAAUAAUAGAAUAAACGAUAAAUGUUUCAUAAAGAAGCGGUCGUUCUUAUAUAAUCAAACACUAAAUUAAAGUGACACAAACAGGAGUUCGGCAAAUAGACUAUCUACAUACAAUACAAAACUAUGGAAGCAAGCAUCUUAUAACUUGAUUUUAAACUUGUUUAAGUUGAAUUUAUAAGUCGUCUUCAUGUUGAUUCUAUGCCACAAUUAUUUUCGCGUUGCCCAAAAUAACAAGAAUGAUAAUGACGACAUCCAGCAUUUCAGUAAAAAGAAGUUUGUGUUCGGAUUGUUCAUCCUUUUAUUGGUUGAUGUAUUGUGGGUGGUGUCGUCCGAGCUGACAAAGUACAUCUAUAUAGAGGAAAAAAUUGAUAGGCCCUUCCUGGUGUCCUAUAUACGCAGCUCUUUGUUAUUUGUUUACCUUGUGGGGUUGUGUUUCUCGCCGCCCACCCGAGACCCCUGUAGACCUGCAGAUUACACACAAUUGUUAGAACCCAAUGCUGAGGCAGAUGAGGAUAACUUUUUUACUGAAUCAAACAACAGUUUGGGAGACUCAACAUUUGUGCCUGUCCGCGCCGGAGAGACAACAGACAGUGAUGAUGCGACUCCUCGUGCAGUGCGCUUCAACAAAGUGGCUGAGGUACGGGUGAUGUCCGCGGCGAUGGCUGGCGAGGCGUUGCUGGCGCGGCUGUCCUGGGCCGCGUCGCUCCGCGCCAGCGAGUUCGCGCAGCGCCGCGCCGCCGCCGCCGCCACGCGCCGCCACCUGCGCAUGGCGCUCGUCUUCACAGUACCGUGGUUCAUCUCCAACUACUUGUACCGGCUGAGCCUGCGCAGCGCGCGCACGGGGUCGGCGACGCUGCUGGCGUCGGCGGCGGGCGCGCUGGCGCUGGCGCUGGGCGCGCUGCUGCGGCCCGCGCCUGCAGACCGCUUCACGCUGUCCAGGCUGGCCGGCGUACUCCUCACGGCGGCCGGACUGGUGGUGGUCGGAGUGUGGGAGCAGGCGGACUGGGCGGGCGUGCUGGCGGCGCUGGGCGCCGCGCUCACCUACGCGGUGCACCUGUUGCUGUUCCGGCUCGAGAUGCGGAAGGGAGAGGGCAUCAACUCGCCGCUGCUAGUCGGUCUGGUGGGUUGCGCUUGCGGCCUGGGAGGCUGGGCGUUAGGAGGCGCCCUGGCGGCCAGCGGCGCCGAGCGGCUGGCGCUGCCCGCCGCGCCCGCGCUGUCCUGGCUGCUGCUCGACGCGCUGCUCGGCCCGCUCCUGCUGGAGUCGCUGUGGCUGUGGGGCCGGUCGCUGACGUCGACGCACGUGGCGACGAUGGCGCUGUCGCUGACGCUGCCGCUGGGCGCGGGCUGGGACGCGCUGUGGGCGGGCGGCGCGUGGCGGCCCGCCGCCGGGCUGCUGGCCGGCGCCGGCUGGCUGCUGGCCGCCGCUGAUCCUUCUGCUGACCCGGCCAGCGUCUGGCUCAGGUCGAGGCUAAGGACUGACGGCUUCGAGGUGAUAAGAAACAUCCCAGACUUGGACGAGCAGUCAGAGGCGCUGAUGUCCGCCGACGAGCCGACGUAGCGAGCCUCGCCAACGGUUUGUGUGGACACUUCUUGUUAUGCCUAGUCUGAGCAUCCAACACGCUGCUGUACACCUCACCCGCAUCGCUGGUGGCCUGGUACUUUUCUAACGUUUUUCCUAUUGCGAUUCAACUGGUUGCUUUUUCGACAAGGUUCAGAUAUCCUAGUGUUAGUCCUAAGUUAAUGAAACUUGCAAAUCAUUAUAUUAAAAUAGUCAUUGUCUAAUAUAUGUAUGGCAAGAGUAAGUUGUUAUAUCACAAAAUAUCCAUAAAUUAUAAUGUUCAGCCAAUAGGUAACUAGAGUUAUAAUUUAUAAUUAUUUUAUACGCUUCAUUUUAAUAAAAAUAAAUUAAAAGCGAAACUAACAAUCACGCUUAAAGGGAACUGUGAGACAGCCAGAGCUAACAACACGGCCACGCAGCGAGUAGUGUGUCGUCUGACUACCACUAUAAAUGUACCACUAUUCACAACAUAGCAUUUAUACAUAGACUUAGACAUUUUAAAAUGCAUGUUACCCAUAGCUAAAACAUUCCAGAUAGUUGUUGUUAUUUAUUACUUUAGAUGUACCACUACAAGUUUAAACAAUAGUGACCGAGUGAAAUCAUAUGUAUAGUUGACUUACGAGUAAGUAUAUUUAACGUAAGAAGGAUUUAUAAUGUCUACGGUAUUAUUAUUCAAUCUUUUUGAAUCACGUGUGUACUUUUAUGUUAGCACCAAUAUGUGUGCGUCAUUGCUUGGGCUCCUGAAUUGUAUUCUUGAUUUGGUUUUCGAUAAAUAUAAUGUAAAUAAUAUAUUUAUAGUUCGUGCACGUGACGUUAUGAAAUGUGAUACCAUAAUGGACUUAAGCUUAACUUCCUUCACGAGUGACAAUAUUCUCUUAUAUUAUAUCUCUGUGCCUUUAUUUGUAUUUAAUCUAGGCUGGUUUCUAGGGCAGCCAACAAGCAAGAAAUUAUUUAAUUUGAUCUCAGAUCUCAAUAAUCAUAUAAUUUUAAUACGCGACUUAAAUUACAUAACUUUUGAUUAUUACUACUUCUUUGAUUAUUAUUACUUUUUUGCUUUGGGUAUUAUACUGAUGAAUAAAUCACCAGAUGAUGAGAUAAAAAGAUAAUUAGGUAUAUUUUGACUGUUCAUAGUCCCCAGAGCCCAGUUCUUUUAAAUAAAGAAACUGUUGGUUAUAAAUGUUAUAAUGUAUAAUACAUUCGGUUAUAAAACAGCCAAAGCUGUAGUGUAUUUAAAUUUAGGAAAUAUGAAUCGACUGACUAUUAUCGUCACUAAAACCUUGUUAAACACUAUCAAAAAGUGAGCUGUAACACCACACUUGUGGUUAGUCAGUGCAUAUUAAAGUCAAUAAAAGUGAUUCCCAAUGCGAAAAUUCACGCAAAUCCCAAUUCUCCAAAUGCAAUGAAGUACCGGUAACCGGCCUAUUCAUAUUUCCUAAAGUAACUAGAAAUAAGGUUUAAAUUUGAGUCUUUUUUUUAUUGUGCUACAUUUUUGUAAAUUUCGUCUACAAAUUUAGCAUUAUGACAUUUCGUCGCGCAAUAUUUUAAUGUGAUUUUUAUUACUUUAAUACUAUUAACGAUUUAUUUGACGCUUUUAAACGAAACGCUUUUGUUGUUUUGUCGUUUUUUGUAAUGUAAUUUAGUGAAUUUCAUAAAAUCUGUAGUUUGUAACCAAGCACAGCACAGGAGGGUUUGAGACACUUUGUGUACAUCUGUAAUUCUGUACAUUGAAGAAUCUUAUUCAUAAAAUACAUUGUAAUGUUAAUAAUUUGGAGAUUGUAAUGACCACCAUACGUCCAAAAAUACGCUAUAAGAGCUCGUGAUUAUAACGAGCUCAUAAGAGCUCAUGAUUAUAACGAGCUCUUUCAAUCCUUACCGAGAAAAUAUGUUCCCUAUUUUUUUGUUCAUUUUGUCAUUAUUUUGUCACUUUUUUAAUACAACCUUCUAUGACCAAAACAAUUUGGACAAACAAAAAAAUAUGAAAUUCGGGGGAGACCUUUUUCCCGUAUUAGAGCCCAUCUGUAAUAGACAUUUAAAUAACAGCUAGGUCUUUUAUAUACCAAAUACUCACUAUUAUAUAUUGAAAUAAAGAGCCUAAAUUAAUUAAUUAGCUUUUAUUCAACACACGUAUAGUUUACAGUUAUUAGGUUACAUAGACAAGACAGCCGGCGUAGUCUAUGUCAUAGAGCAGGGAAACGUUCCGUUCCUCACACUCACAAAUACCAAGCAAAAAUUCUAGGUAUUAUGCACGUGGAUUUUUGCUCGCGUUAUUUACUAAUGCGUUAUAUAACAGCAAACACUCGUCCGAACAUUGUCACUCUAUGUUUAAGAUUCUUCAAUUCAUCACGUAAUUUAUAAUAUAUAAGCUAUUUUAUUUUAGAUAAGAUUGUAUACGUGUGUAAAUAAUAGAUACAUCUACAAAAGCUUGUACUUAUAGAUUUCCAGGUAAUCCAGAAUUCCUAUGACUCCUACAAUUGUACUUGUGAACCUAUUUCAUUAAACAACCUCUGUAACUUAUAAUAAAACAAACCGAUACAAAUUUACAUGAUCCUUAUUACGGAUCGAGUGUUAUUGGACCUGGUAAAAAUGCAAGGAUGGUAUUAUGUACCUUGGUAUGAUGCGCAAGUUCCUUAAUAUUACAUUAGUCAUUACAAUAAGAAUUCUAAUACAUAUUUCAGAUUUUAAUGUCCCGGUUUCUUAAUGAAUUUCAAGCCAAUUCUUAUGUGUUAUUAUUCAAUUUAAGGCAAGUAACUAAAUUUUUAUUAUAUCAUAAUUAAUGCCGCAUAACGUGUACUUGUGGAUUCUAUAAAUAAAGGAUUACAAGACGCAUAAGGUAGUGCAAAUUAUGGUAGCCGUUGACUGAACUGUCCUAUAACGUACGUACGACGUACAGUCACCUGCAAUAAUAUGUUACACAACGAAGGCUGCAAAAAUAUCUGACACGAUAUUAUUUGUAGAGCAAUAAGAGCGUGUCACAUAUUUUUGCGGCCCUCGAAAAGUAACAUAUUAUUGCAGGCAGGCCGAUGUCAAACUAACAGACGCAGCGACGCAACAUAAUAAUAACAUAUGUAUCUCGGAGUGAGUUUCGCGAUAUGCCAGCAUUCAACCCCUUAACCGCUAAAAAGCCACAGACGCGCACGGUUACGCUUUAAUUAUUAACCUUCGUGAAUUCCAAUAAGGUUUACGAUGGCGUAUUGUAUUGGUAAUAUUGGUAUAAUAGUCGUGGCGUUCAAAGGAUUGAAGCUUAUUUGUCCGCGUUACGGCACGAAGCUUUAAAACCAUCCGAUGGCAAGAGACUGUUCCUAUGAAAGAAGUAGAUGUAUGGGUAAUCCAAAUUACUCGUAAAUAUUAUUACCUAGAAGAUCCACUUUUCCUCAUGCUCUCAAGCACCACUUUCUGUGUAAAAUAAAAUACAUAAUCAUCAGGGUCGUCUUAAACUAUGCUGGGGCCCCUGGGCACUUAAGAAUUUGUGGCCCUUUUGGAAAGUAAAGAAAACUAAUUAAAUAAAACCGGGCAAGUGCGAGUCGGACUCGCGCACGAAGGGUUCCGUACCAUAAUGCAAAAAAAAAACGAAAAAAAAAAAGCAAAAAAAACGGUCACCCAUCCAAGUACUGACCACUCCCGACGUUGCUUAACUUUGGUGAAAAAUCACGUUUGUUGUAUGGGAGCCCCAUUUAAAUAUUUAUUUUAUUCUGUUUUUAGUAUUUGUUGUUAUAGCGGCAACAGAAAUACAUCAUCUGUGAAAAUUUCAACUGUCUAGCUAUCACGGUUCGUGAGAUACAGCCUGGUGACAGACGGACGGACGGACGGACGGACAGUGAAGUCUUAGUAAUAGGGUCCCGUUUUACCCUUUGGGUACGGAACCCUAACUAGCAUUUUUUCUAUGAUCUUCUAUUUAUUAUGGGCAAAUUAUGGGUAAUCAAAUAUACUGUACUGUUACUGUUUGACCUUCGGGGCCUGAGGAUGGUGCCCUUAUGAUAAAGACGGUACUGAUAAUCAUGGCAAGGACAGUAUUAAAUGGAUUAUGUGUUACAAGAGUUGUGGCAAUAUAUUUUAUUAUUACCUUGA